ACACAACUUCACAAACUUUCCCUCAUUCCACUCUUUAACUCUAAACCCCAACUCUCCAGAUUACAUAUUGCAAACAAUGGGGUCAUUGGAUUCAAAAGAAUCACCAGCCAAUAACCCAGGCCUUCAUUCUCCCCCUGAUGAAGCCACCAAAGGCUACAUCAUGCAGCAAACCAUGUUUCGAAUCAAGGACCCAAAACCUACCCUUGAAUUUUAUAGUCGCGUUUUGGGCAUGUCGUUGCUAAACAAAGUGGAUGUUCCAUAUAUGAAAAUGACAUUGUAUAUGAUGGGCUAUGAGGAUGUUUCAUCAGCUCCAAGUGACCCAGUUGAGAAAACUAUUUGGACAUUUGGAAGACCAGCUACUAUGGAAUUAACACAUUUCUGGGGUACUGAAAACGACCCUGAGUUCAAAGGAUACCACGAUGGGAAUUCAGAACCUACUGGCUUCGGGCACAUUGGCAUCACCGUGGAUGACAUGUAUAAGGCAUGUGAGAGAUUUGAGAGUCUUGGAGUAGAGUUUGUCAAAAAACCAGGCGAUGGUUAUGCAUUCAUCAAGGAUCCCGAUGGUUACUGGAUUGAAAUCUUUGAUUUGAAUGGAAUUAGAGCAAUAGUUAACAAUUUAGCUUAAGCUAGUGCUUCACCAAGUUCAGGAAACAAGGAUAUGGCAUAUGUAGUAGGUUUCGUUCGUUGUCAUGAUUCUAGUGUUAUAAUGUCUGCUCUCGUACAUUAAUUCCUUUGCUUUCUAGAACUUAUCGAGAGACAAAAUUCGGUGAAAUCUUAAUUGAAGCACAUUUCAUUUCUA
Molecule: messenger RNA, 799 nt
Organism: Gossypium raimondii (Peruvian cotton)
Lineage: Eukaryota; Viridiplantae; Streptophyta; Magnoliopsida; Malvales; Malvaceae
Product: lactoylglutathione lyase
Exons: 8
Coding region: 77-625 (182 amino acids)
Molecular function (GO): metal ion binding; lactoylglutathione lyase activity
Source: RefSeq, a predicted model, not a curated record